UCAUCAAGACCGAGCGAGUGGUUGAUCAAUGGCAUCACAAUCUGAUCACAAGGCUACGAUAAUCGAUGGGAAAGCUAUAGCUCAGACCAUCCGAAAUGAGAUUGCGGAGGAAGUUCGUCAUCUGUCCCAGAAAUACGGCAAGGUUCCGGGACUGGCAGUGGUGAUAGUUGGGACCCGGAAGGACUCCCAAAGCUAUGUGAGCAUGAAGCGAAAGGCGUGCGCUGAAGUUGGGAUCAAAUCUGUGGACAUUGACCUCCCGGAGAAUGUGUCCCAAGACGACCUCAUUGCCAAAGUUCACGAAUUGAAUGCUACUGCCGAUGUACAUGGUAUACUAGUUCAGCUCCCAUUGCCAAACCAUAUUAAUGAGGAGAAAGUGUUGAGUGAAAUCAGCAUCGAGAAGGAUGUCGAUGGCUUUCAUCCUCUCAACAUCGGCAAACUUGCAAUGAAAGGCAGAGAACCUCUGUUCCUUCCUUGCACUCCCAAGGGAUGUCUUGAACUUCUGUCGCGAAGUGGGAUAAGCAUAAAGGGGAAGAAAGCAGUGGUUGUUGGCAGAAGUAACAUUGUUGGAUUACCAGUUUCAUUGCUUCUUUUGAAAGCAGAUGCUACUGUUACUGUAGUCCAUUCCUGCACACCUGAUCCAGAGAGUUUCAUUCGUGAAGCGGACAUUAUUAUUGCUGCAGCAGGACAGGCAAUGAUGAUCAAGGGUAGUUGGAUAAAACCAGGUGCUGCUGUCAUUGAUGUCGGCACAAAUGCUAUAGACGAUCCGAGUAGAAAGUCAGGCUAUAGAUUGGUUGGAGAUGUAGAUUUCCAGGAAGCAUGUAAGGUAGCCGGAUGGGUAACUCCUGUUCCUGGUGGCGUCGGACCAAUGACGGUGGCAAUGUUGCUCAAGAACACUUUGGAUGGUGCUAAGCAUGCUAUUGCUCAAUAAAGCCCCCCCUUGUCCUUUGAUCUCUUCAUAAUAAGCUGCAGCUAAUUCCAGAACAAAGUUUUGCAAUAAAUUUUGAUUUUUAUGCAUGUAAUUUAGAAAUUUUACUUUUUAUUUAUAAGCCUCUGUAAUUUCGCUCCCAGUUUUAACUGAUCUUGAGCCGUUUCAUGCUAUGUUUGUAUGAAGAGUUAAUGGGAGAUAUUAUUCUGACGUGUAAUAAUAGGGAAAUCAACUUUUUAAAUGAUAUUUUGUAAACUAUAUGACGAGUUGUUGAUGAUUUGAUUAUUAUUUAA
This is a messenger RNA of Pyrus x bretschneideri (Chinese white pear), 1218 nucleotides long. Its product is annotated as bifunctional protein FolD 2-like. The coding region runs from base 29 to 928 and encodes 299 amino acids. The record is from RefSeq and is a predicted model, not a curated record. The transcript is spliced from 5 exons. Gene Ontology annotation, molecular function: methenyltetrahydrofolate cyclohydrolase activity; methylenetetrahydrofolate dehydrogenase (NADP+) activity. Gene Ontology annotation, cellular component: cytosol. NCBI's taxonomy places the organism in Eukaryota, Viridiplantae, Streptophyta, Magnoliopsida, Rosales, Rosaceae. Gene Ontology annotation, biological process: tetrahydrofolate interconversion.